UAAGAUUACAAAGUUCAAUUCAUACAAUUCUAUAUAAAUCCAAUUGAAAAAUUGUUCUGAAGUGUAAACAUUGUUUAAACAUGAGCGAGCUAAACUCAAUAAAUUCAAUGGAACCGGACACCAACGAAACAAUCCAGGAUAUCGCCAUGAAACUGGUAACGGAGCAGAUGAAGCAAGAAUCCAGCCUGACUGGGGGGCCUAGCGAACGUACCAUUUUUGUCCUCGGUAGUAAGGGAGCGGGUAAAUCAACUCUCAUCAAUCGAUUCCUGGAUCGAGACGAUAUCACGCGCCCCACGUUGGCACUGGAAUACUCGUUCGGUCGGCGUACUGCUUCCGGACAGGGUGCUCAGAAAAAUAUUUGCAAUGUUUGGGAGCUCGGCAGCUUGGUCAAUUCCAAUCAGUUGAUUGAAGUGCCGGUUCGAUCUCAUGGACUGGCAACGUUUGCAGCCGUGAUUGUCCUGGAUUUGUCCCAACCGGAUCGACUUUGGACCGACUUGCAGUGCAUUCUGAAUGGUUUGAAGCAGGCAAUCAGUAAAAAUUGUUCCGCUAAGGAGGUAAUAGAAAUGAAAGAGCGUAUGAAACAGAAGGUGGGAAUAGAUCACGAGGAUUUGAACACGCUUGAAAUUCUUCCAUUUCCGGUUAUAAUCGUGGGAGGAAAGUACGAUGCAUUUCAGAAUGUUGAUUCGGAAAUCAAGAAGCACGUGUGUCGCUGUUUGAGGUCGAUCUCCCAUGCAAUAGGGGCUGCACUGAUAUUCUACACUUCCAAGAAUGCAUCACUAUCUAAGAUGAUUAGAGAUGCGAUGAACCAUCUAGGGUUUGGUAGUCCAUCGAAUCCAUUCAAAGCAUUGGCACUGGAUCACAAUGGCCCUUUGGUGGUUCCUUUCGGAGGAGACUCGUGGGAAAAGAUUGGUGUGACACCCACCAAUUCGGAGCGCAUAGGAAUGAACUACAGUGCGCAGAUUCCUCAGGUUGGAACCGAAAAGGUCGCUAUUCCGGACGAUCCGGCGAAGGAUGGUGGCUUUAAGGAACGCGUUAUUGACGAACUUAGAGCUCAGAAGGAUGAUGAACUGAUGCGACUGCUCAAGGAUACGGAAAUACGGAUGAAGUUUGAAGCGGUGCAGUAGGAAUGAAAAUGUGUCAGAAAAGUAUAAUAAACAGCAGUGCCUAAAAUAGGUUAAUCUUUUAAUAUGCAUUCCGAACAAUAUGAUAAUUUUAUACUCUAUACGGUAAAAUCAUGG
Messenger RNA from Aedes albopictus (Asian tiger mosquito), 1238 nucleotides. Its product is annotated as cytoplasmic dynein 2 light intermediate chain 1-like. Gene Ontology annotation, cellular component: cytoplasmic dynein complex; axoneme; ciliary basal body. The transcript is spliced from 2 exons. Gene Ontology annotation, biological process: intraciliary transport involved in cilium assembly; intraciliary retrograde transport. Gene Ontology annotation, molecular function: dynein heavy chain binding. Bases 81 to 1124 code for a protein of 347 amino acids. NCBI's taxonomy places the organism in Eukaryota, Metazoa, Arthropoda, Insecta, Diptera, Culicidae. The record is from RefSeq and is a predicted model, not a curated record.